CGGGCUUCGAAAGAUCUCCAAAAAUCUAUUCAUUUACUAACUCGCUAAGACCGUCGAGUUACUGGACAGCUAGAAUCUUAGCUAUUGUCAUCUUUCUUCAACCGGCUGCACUUAUUAUAUCUAUCUUCCUUAGUGUUCUUAAAACUUUUGAGCAACGGAUUGCAUUUCAUAUAUCAUUAUUUAUGUCCUUUUCUAUUACAAUGGCAAGUCUCUCCGCAUUAAUAGCAAACUUAGUCAGGAGUCCAGCCAAAGUAAAUUCAUUUGUUAUUGGAUUUAUCUUUACUAUGGUAUGGCCAUUUCUUAUUGUUGCUGUUUAUCCUACUUUAACUGAAGCGUUUCCUUUCUAUCGUAAAUGGUUUAUUGUCACCACUCCCUUAAGCGUAUUUGCAGCUGGAUUUUACCAGAUUCUUACUAGUAUUUGUUUAAAUAAGAAGCUCUACUGGACGGAAGGGGAUUUUCCGGUUUUACUCUGCAUCUCCUGCCAUAUUAUUUAUGGCAUUUUACUACUUUUAGUUGUGAUUUGCAUGGAGAAUUUUACGGAUAAUAGAAGGACUAGAAUAGUUUGGAAGAGAGUGUGUUCCUGUUCAAAUAUUACUUGUCAAACCAACGAAGAGAUUACCUUAGAUGAGAAGGGCGACCAAAACAUUAUAUGCUUGAGGAAUGUUUCAAUGAUUUAUAAGAAAAUAGGGCAAAGGAGGGUUACUGCUCUUGAAGAUCUUAAUCUAAGACUAACUGAAGGUAAGAUAAUGGUUCUCUUCGGUCAUUUGAACUCCGGAAAGUCAACUUUAAUUCGUAUCAUUUCGGGAAGAGAGAGGCCAACAUCUGGUAAAGUAAUCUUCCAUGGUUACAACUGGCCUUCAGAUAUUUACAAGGCUAUCGCAACUAUACCGGAAAGAUCGGAUCUGUAUGAUUGGUUAACGCCGUACGAAAUACUAAAGUAUUACGCUAGAAUUAGAAAUGUAGACAUAGUCGAUCAGCAUUUAUUAAUAGAAAAUCUCUUGUUAGAAUUAGCCAUUAUGGACGUAGCCCAUUCACCUAUUUAUGAGUUGAGUAAACAUGAUGAAAAGAAAUUAAGAAUAAGCCUAGCUUUAAUAGGUCAUUCUAAAGUUCUAUUACUCGAUGAACCCCUUCUUAGCUUAGAUCUAAAUGGAAGAAGAGCUGUUUGGCAGCUGUUAAAAAAGCACAAAAAGGGCAAAAUUAUUCUAGUUACAACGCAAUUUAUGAAUGAAGCAAAUCUAUUCUGUGAUGAAAAAGGCAUUCUCUAUAGGGGCAAAAUUAAAUAUUGGGGUACAACGGACCGUUUAAAUGACAUAUUCAAAUUAGGAUACUUAAUUAAGUUUAACUUGAUAAAUGAUAGUGAAAUUGACGAAUUACAUCAAGUUGUGGAACAGAAUGCACCAGACGCUAAAUUACAAGCCAGAAGCCAAAAUUAUCUUUGCUAUAGAAUACCAAAAUCAAAAAUUGAUCAAAUUUCUCUUCUCUUUUCAAAAUUAGAAUCAAAUUCUAGUCAUUCUAAUCAAGAUUCUAGUUUAUUGAAUAAGGCGUCUUGGUCAUCCGAUAGGUGUCAGACUAGCAGACUUAACUCCUCUUGGGCUGAACCAAAUAUUGAACAUAUGAGAGAUGAUUUAGAGUUGAAAGACUUUAUAAGAUUUGCUAAGAGAACCAUUAUUGAAGAAGCUAGAAUUCCAUACUCGAAAACUGUAGCAGCUUCAUUUAAAAUUCACAACUGUUCCGUUACUUUAAUAACGUUUGAGAGCUGUAUCUCUCAGAUUCUUGUUGAGGAAGCUAAUCCAUUUGAAUCUAGGACUCGACUUUCCGAAGAGAUGAAAAGGAUAAGUUGGGCCAGGAAAACAUAUCAUUCGACUGAUGAUCCUGGUCUCUUAGACGAUGUUUUAGAUGGUAAAGGAUUGAUAGAUAGUCCACCAACUAUGCACACAGAUGGGGAAAUGUCUGAAGAGUCUGGAACUUCAUACCAAAAGUUUCGACAUCAGGUUCAAAAAAUUUGGUGGAACGGAGAGAGAGUGCCAUUUUUUUACGCUCAAAUUCAACGAUUGAUAUUUCUUUUGUUGGCUAAUAUCCAGUCCGAUUUUUAUCCAUCUCUAUUAUCGAUUGGUCUUUUAGUAAUCCCGGUUUGUUUUAUCUGGUUGGGAUUAAUAAUUGAAACUUGGUAUCCAAUAAACGAACCUAAAUCGGACAGCCUAAAAAUUGAUUCUUUCAUUUACAAUUCAAGACCAUUAUUAAUAAAUUCACCUAAGCGUCUUCCAAACUAUCUCAUGGAUUCGUUAGCGAACGCAUCCGGUAUAAGAUUGACCAAAUUUUUCAGAUAUGAUAUAACAGAUAUAAGAAAUAUAAAACCGCAAGCUUAUGGCCUAGAUUUUAAUGAUUUUUUACUUAGUAAAAAUGGCAGUAUUAGAACAGAAGUAGCUUUAAACUUUAACGACUCAGAAGUUCAUUCUCCCGCUAUUGUUCAUAGAGCUUUGAUGGGAGGGUUAGCUGGAGUUAUAACGAAUGGUCGUUUAAAUUCCUCUAAUAUAAUUGUUAACAGUCACCCAUGGAAAGAAGAAAGAUCUUUCUUCGAAGAUCACGCACAUCUAUCUGCUACAAUUUUAGUUAAUUUCAUGAUUGGUCUACUACCAGCGUUAAGCUUGAAACGUUUGGUUCAGCAAAAUCAAAUUCGAAUAAGAUUGACAUUACUAGGGAUAAACCGCAUAGUUUUCUGGUUAAUGACAUUAAUUACGGAUUUAAGUGAAAUUUUUCUCAUAUUCGCUUUAUUUGGUUUCUUGAUAACGUCUUUUCUUGAUCAGAAUUUCACAAUACAACGCUUUUUAUUGUUGGGAUGUAAAAUUUGUUCAACUUUACCCUUUGCGUAUAUUGUUUCCUUUUGGAUAAAAAAUUUUGGUGAUGCUGUUUUCUAUUGCGUCGCUUUAACUACGUCUCUAAUUCUUCCUACGUUUACAUUAUUACUGUUUCUAUUAUGGGAAAGGGAGGACUUAUCACUUAUAGUUGUUGCUAUCUCUUCUCUUCUAAUCCCUCAAUUUCACAUUUCAGAUCAGCUUGCAAUUUAUUUAUCAUUAAAACUGGAUAAUGUGACCUUUUCCUAUAUUCUUUUCAUAUCUCUUGGACCAACUAUAAUUCACUUAAUUGGUUUUCCAUUUUUUAUUCAUCUACUUGAAUUGAAGAGAGCUUUCGGCAUGGAAUGGAAGAGAUCGUUAUUUAUUACUUUGGGCCUGAAAAAGGUAGAAGUUGAUGCUACAAACGAUACACAAUGGGAUACCGAAAUUUUAGAUAAAGAUAUAAAGACGGAAUAUAUGACAGUUGAAAAGUGGCGGAAAUACGAAAACAGAGAAUCAACAGCUGCAGUAGUAUUAAAUAAUGUUAGCAAGUUUGAAAAGGAUUCCUAUGUAGAUAAUAUAUCUCUGUACCUAAAGAAUUCUGACAUUUUUGGUCUAAUAAUGCCUAAAACUUCAAAGAGUACUAUCUUAUUUGAUAUAAUUAGUGGACAAUCGACAAUCGACUUUGGGGAAGUUUUCAUAGACGACAUAUUGCUGUAUAGUGGAAAAACUGAUUUACUUCCAUGUAAUCCGAAUUUAUUAAAGAAAGAACUGCUCGCUGUUUCUCCUGCAAAAGGUGCUUUUAUACCCUGUCUAACAGUCAUUUCAAAUAUCCAAUUAUUUGCAAGACUAACUGGCUAUCCUAAUAAGAAUCUUAGGGAAGUUACCGAUUUCUUUCUUGAGGUUUUCUCUUUAAAGCAGCAAGCUGAUACAAGAGCAUGCUUACUUGAGAGAGACUCGAAAGGAUCGCUAAAUCUCUGUAUAACUCUUCUACAAAGACCAAAGAUUUUGAUACUAGACGAUCCUUUCUUUGGGAUGAGUAAUAAGACUAUUAAAACUAUGAAAAGUAUACUUAAGGUAUUCGUUGAAGUUGGUCGAAUGACAGUCCUUAUGUCGGCUAGAAGCUUGCAGGAAGUCGAAUCAUUUUGUACAAAGAUUGCAUUUAUGAAUAAUGGCCGCUUUUUUAGUAUUGGAACUAUAGAUUCUUUGAGAAAAAAACACAGUAGAGGAAAGCAAUUAAAGUUUAGACUAAAAGAAAAUUUUACACUAGAGCAAUCACUUCAGAUUCAAGCUCUUAUCCUUGAAAUUAUCCCUGAGGCUAUAAUCUCGGAACAAUAUAGUAAUUUCAUAGUUUUCAAUAUUCCAGAGGAUAACGGAGUGAAUUACGGUGUAUUAUUCAAAUUGCUCGAAUUAAGUAAAAGUAUAAUUCAAUACGAAUCAUUCGAAGUUUGUCAAAAUUCUCUUGGUCGAAUGUUUUGCCAAUUUGUCUACCACUCAAAACAAACUGAAGGAGUUGAAAGGAGAAGUGGGAAGAAGAGAAACAUAGUUACUAAUGCAACAAAGAUAAUUCCAGCUAAAGAUAUGCUAUUUAAGAGUAUUUCUGGAAUUGAACCCUUGAAUCGUCGUAGAUUAAGCUCAUUAACAAGUGAACUAUCUUUUAUCGGGAAAAGUAGAAAGAUUUAUCCUAAAACGCUCGACUCAACCGUUUAA
Messenger RNA from Dimorphilus gyrociliatus, 4541 nucleotides. The record is from the annotation of a GenBank genome assembly. Lineage: Eukaryota; Metazoa; Annelida; Polychaeta; Dinophilidae.